Molecule: messenger RNA, 418 nt
Organism: Aspergillus eucalypticola CBS 122712
Lineage: Eukaryota; Fungi; Ascomycota; Eurotiomycetes; Eurotiales; Aspergillaceae
Exons: 1
Coding region: 100-384 (94 amino acids)
Source: RefSeq, a predicted model, not a curated record
UGUAGAUGGCAGAAGAAUUAGUUGGGAUUGCUCGCUAGUAGCAAUAGCAAUAGACUGUUGUCGGUGAUUGUCAAUCCCUCUUUCGAAGAAUUUGCCCCGAUGCGUCGAUGGUUGUUCGUGCGAUUGUCGAGUCGAUUUGAAUUGAAUUGUUAUGUAUUGUGCGUUGUGUGUGUGUGUGUGGCGAUGCUCGAUGCUGGAAAUGAGUGCGAAUUCGGGUAUGGACGAGAAAGCGAAGAAAAAAAAAAUCUUUCUUUUGAGUUGUUCUUUUCUUUUCAAUCGUCGUCGUCGCCGCCGCUAAUAUUUCCCUUGCACCAAACAACUGCUCUGAUGAUCUUUCUCUUCUUCACUCUUCGAUAUACCCCGGAAUGUAUUUCUUCAAUUUGAAACCGAUCGUAGAUUGCACGCGCACACCGACCGU